GACGCAGCUCGCGGCCGCCGGGCUGGGGCUCCGAGGCUGGGCGGCUCCGCUCCGCCUCCGCCGCCGCCAGCGCGCCGCGCCGGGCCCGACAGGCCGCCGAGAGGAGCCGCGAGAGAGGGACGGGCAGCCAUGGCCGAGGCGGCGCCCGACCGGGCUUCAGAGAGGGACAGAAAAACAGGGAACGAAAGGCCUUCGACAACUUCUCCCUCACCCCAGCCAGCUGCUGAGAAGAACUCCUACCUCUACUCCACGGAGAUCACGCUGUGGACAGUGGUGGCUGCUAUCCAGGCCUUGGAGAAGAAAGUGGACUCCUGUCUGGCCCGCUUGCUGACUCUGGAGGGACGGACUGGGACAGCGGAGAAGAAGCUGGCCGACUUUGAGAAGACGACCUUGGAGUUCGGGAACCAGCUGGAGGGCAAGUGGGCCGUGCUGGGGACCCUGCUGCAGGAGUACGGGCUGCUGCAGAAGCGGCUGGAGAACAUGGAGAACCUGCUGAGGAACAGGAACUUCUGGAUCCUGCGGCUGCCCCCGGGCAGCAAGGGAGAGGCCCCCAAGGUGCCCGUGACCUUUGAUGAUGUGGCCGUGUAUUUUUCCGAGCUGGAGUGGGGCAAGCUGGAUCCUUGGCAGAAGAAUCUGUACAAGCACGUGAUGAGGGGCAACUACGAGAUGCUGGUCUCCCUGGAUUAUGCCAUCUCCAAACCAGACAUCCUCACUCGGAUAGAGAGGGGAGAGGAGCCUUGUCCUGAAGGCCUGUGGGGCCAGGAGGAGGGGGAAGAGAGAGAGGCAGCUUGCCCAGGCAGGCCGGACGCUGUUCCAGAGCACAUUCCCAGCCCAGUCAGGUCUGACCAGGAGGGUCCAAAUGAAAGGCAGGCCCCCGAGCACCAGAGAGACUCAGGAGCAAGAGUAACUCCACCUGGAACAAGCACGGGGCCCCCAGCCAGUACCAGCAUUUUGUCCGCAAUUAAACUGGAGGAAGAUUCUUCAGAUGGGGAGUCCCCUGUCUCCCCUCCUAGGGACAUCCUGCCCAGCAUGGGGCUAGGUGGUGCUGGAGGUGUGGUCAUCAAGACGGAGGCACAGUCUGAGGACGAGAUGAUGCCCGAGCAGCUCUUCCUGGGGAAGCCCCCCGGCCAGACCCCGAGUACAGUCCCCAAGGGGCCCAAGAGCAGGACUGGGGGUCCCCGCCAGCUUCAUGCCCAGGGAGUGCCCAGGGUGCGGGCAGGGGACCCUCGGCCUCGGCCCGCAGGGGCGGGGGGGGAGGUGCCCCGCAUCCUCCCUCGCCGGCGAGAGCGGACCUUCCCCUGCCCCGACUGCGGGCAGAGCUUCCGCCUGAAGAUCAACCUGACCAUCCACCAGCGGACCCACGUGGGAGGGAGCAGCAGCGGCAGGCCCAGGCCAGCUCGCCCAGCGGGUGGGGGGGGAGGCCCACUCCGCGCUGGAGCCUUGGGGAGGUGGUGGGUGUCCGGGCCCGUCAUCCGCUGGCUCCCCGAAGAGCCCGAGGCCCCCCCCCUGGCGGGCCGGUCCUUCGUGGGGCGGCGGCCGGCGGCCAAGGUGUACCACUGCAGCGAGUGCCUGCGCUUCUUCCAGCGGCGCAAGAGCCUGCUGCUGCACCAGCGGCUGCACACGGGCAACAGCCAGGGCUGGCCGGCCUGCCCGUACUGCGGCAAGGCCUUCCGCCGGCCCUCGGACCUCUUCCGGCACCAGCGCAUCCACACCGGGGAGCGGCCCUACCAGUGCCCGCAGUGCGGCCGGGCCUUCAACCGGAACCACCACCUGACCAUCCACAUGCAGACCCACGCGCGGGGCCAGGCCUGCCCGGGGAGCCCGCCCCGGCCCCGGCCCGGCCACUCGGAGGAGGGCUGACCCGGCAGGAGCCCGGGCACCGGCAGGACCUUCUCUCCGCCUGUUGGGCCCUGCCCCUCGGGCCUGACGCUGGUUCCUGGUCCUGGGAUGGCUUUGGAGAGAGCUUUUUCUUUUCAUUCAAAUGGAAGCAGCGCCCUUCUUGGUGACAGUGUUUGAGUGCCACAGUUGCUUCCACUUCCUGUUUCCUCAGUUUGUUACUCUUUGCUGCCUUUUCUACAUUCCUGACUUAUAAAGGACCCCCUCAGGCUUAGGGGCGCCUUAUUUUGGGUGGGGGCCUUCGCGGAUUCCAUGGACGGGCAAGUGGACCAGGGAUCACGGUGCUUUCAGUAGAGGCGAUGGAAACAUUGAGGGCCUGGGGUGUUGAUUGUACAUAGAGGACUGGGGCCCGCUGCACGUGAGAAAGAGCAGAGCGGACAGGCAGCCUGAAGAGUAGGCCCUGGAAGUUAGGCUUUUCUACUUCGUUACUUUGAAACUUUUUUUUGCCUCCUUAGGAAGCUUUUCUGGUGCUUUUGUAAGAGUUGUGUGUGGUUGCCAAGGGGACCACGAACCUCUGGGUGGCAGGACUAUUCAGCCAUCUGCCUCUGCGUGGGGACCAUAGAGCCGGGUCCAGACCAGCCUGGGUGUUGAUGGGAUGCCUUGGCUGCUGCCCUGGAAACCAGGUGUCUUCCCAAGUGUGUGUGCCUUGGCCCAGAGUGAUUCCCGUUGUUCCUGGGCCUUCCUGUAGAGGGGGUUGAUUGACUUUGGUUAUCAGUAGAGAAGUGGAAACUGAAGCCCAGAGUAGAUGACGUCCCCAUGGUCUCAGUGUUCAAGGGUGUGCAUGCUCCAUGCCCAUAGGUCGCCACAAGGGGGACGGGGGUGCCUCAGGAAGCAAGCCCAAGAAGCUCCUUCUGAGCAAAAGGUCCAGGUUUGGGUGAGGCUGGUCAGCCAACUGGGUGGUUUGUCAUGUUAAAGGAGGGGGCUGUCUCCAAGAACUAGGGCCUUCUGCAGCGUUCGACCAGGAGACCUGGGUUAAUUUGUUCACCACCUCCAGCCUGGUGUUCCUCAUUUACCCCAGUGCAUCCUACCUCACCUUAGGGUUGUCAGGGUCAUAAUAGAUUAAGAGGCAACCAAAUAGGAAGCCUGAUUUCUUCCUUCCUUUCAAGUUCGGGGCCGCUUCUCCCUUCUGUGUUGAUCUCCAGCCCAUUCUCUCAGGAUCCAUCAGGAAGAGCCUUUAUUUUGUGAAGUGAGUGGAAGGUCAGGUGGGUGCAGAGUGGGGUGAGUCUCUCAUUGGGUUUUAUCCCCAGGAGCGCUUGGUAUUUCAGUGAAACAAAUUCUUACCAAAGCAGAGAGUCAAACUGAAUGUUCAGGCAAUAGCAUGAGGCCUCAAGGAGAAGUCUUGACAGCAAUGAGCUCCUUGUGCCUCUUAAAUCAUACCACUCUGGGUGCUGCCUCUAGACCAGCCCUCCGGUUGGGUGAUUUUGAAGCUUGGGUGAUGGGUCCUCAGCUGUUUGUCUUAUUUGUCUGGCACUAUGUGAAGAGGACUGCAUCCAGGUGCCUGGGUCCCUGGCUGUGCCCCCUCAGACUGUAAAUGAACAGAGUUUGGGGCAGAUGGUAACAUUGCCAUCAACUCUGGGGCACGAGUGAGUAUACAAGUCAGCGACAGCUCAGCCAAGCUCCCCUGGGCUUGGGAAGAAGAGGUGCCACUGUUUGUCUAUACUGGUAGCCCUCAGCCCUCUCCAGGGGCCCCACAAGUCUGGGCAAGGCUGUCAGCAAGUGCUCAAACAGGAUAUGGUGCAAGUGUAGCUGCUCUGAUCUUAACCCUCAGCUGCAAGAGCUGGUCUCAGGUGUUUCCCUGGGGAUGCCUCAGGGCUAAGAGAGGCCCUGUGUCAAUACUGGUAUCCUUAGAAGCCAAACGUGAGAAAUUACAAGGCACCUACGCCCCCUUCUUCCAAAGCAGUAAAUGUGCUGCGCCCCAGGCAAGGCCUUGUAAGUUCUGACACCCAGUAGGUGUUCAAAGAAAGUUGUGCCUCCAAAAUGAGUCAAGGGAGCCUGUGUGUUGCAGGAGCAGAUUGGACCUCAGGGACUCCAGAGGCUGGAGCCUGGUAUGGCCUUAUGCUCACUCCCCGCUCUGGGUCUUGGCUUCCUCAUUUGUAAAACAAAGAAAGGUGGGGUGCUGGUGUUAAAGGCCCUGAAGAACUGAUGGUGGCAGUUCCUUGCCUCAGUCUAGAGUCAAUAAAUAUAUUGGACUAAUUGA
This is a messenger RNA of Myotis lucifugus (little brown bat), 4093 nucleotides long. RefSeq names its product zinc finger family member 783 (gene ZNF783). NCBI's taxonomy places the organism in Eukaryota, Metazoa, Chordata, Mammalia, Chiroptera, Vespertilionidae. The record is from RefSeq and is a predicted model, not a curated record. Gene Ontology annotation, biological process: regulation of DNA-templated transcription.